CGCCAACAUACGACUACAUAUAACGCGAAAGUUCGUUCACACCGUCACUGAAGGAGAUGGUCGCCUUUACUGCUCCACAUUUGCAUCUGGCGCAGUCGAUAGCAUUUCGCGAGGUCCUCCGCUGAUUCCAACAUGAUGGCAACAGACAACGCCACAACAAUUGCUGGAAGCGUUGAGAGCGAGACGAGUUCACGUCAUGACUCCGCUCGUCCUUCGCUCGACCAGCGUAACAGUUUCGCCGCUCUUAUCAACGGGAUCAAUGCCAUCUUAGGCUCAAGUGACGGCAUUGAUAGUGUCCGUGUUGACAUCACUGAGCUCAAAGAUGUCAUGAGAGCGUACGUCGGACCUGAUUGUGAAUGGGCGAGAUAUGCGUUUGCAGACGACACGCGGAACUACACAAGAAAUCUUGUAGACAACUGCAAUGGCAAAAGCAACCUCUUGAUCUUGGUAUGGACACCAGGCAAAGCAUCUCCUAUUCACGACCACGCCGACGCCCAUUGCGUCAUGAAAGUUCUGAAAGGCUCGCUCACAGAGACAGUCUAUGGGUGGCCUUGCGAGCUCCACGAGAGUGAGGCUCUGUGUAGCGUAAGCCAGUCGCUGAUUGUUCCGAGCACCCAUCAUACCUGCUCCGCACGUGCCGAAAUCCUACAGCCUCAUGCACUGCAAGUGAAGAGACAAACGACACUCGAACAAGGCGAGGUGACGUAUAUGAGCGACCAGCUAGGUUUACACAGAGUUAGGAACGCCAGUAAAUCCGAUGUCGCCGUGAGCCUUCACUUGUACACUCCUCCAAAUGCAGCGAACCACGGUUGCCACAUAUUCGACGAACGGACUGGAAGCAAGAGUCGCGUGGAGCAGUGUCACUUCUACUCUGAGUUCGGUGUAAGGAAGUAGUUGGGCGUGCUACGAAGGCUCAGCAUCGUCGACGUGCCUGUGGAGCGUAUGGCGUCUGGUGUCGCGGCUUAUGUCCACGGCUUGUCGCAGUCUGGCAACCUUGCUGAAUGCAUCUCAAUCAUUGCUGCUCAGCUCAGCCAUAAAGGCCAUGUUUACGACGAAGGUUCUUCGUCAGGCAUGCGAGCUGUGAAGCCUGGUUUACGCUGACAAUGUAGCAUUGCGCAACUCGUACUUCAAGGCUGCUCUUGGGACAGCCUUUCGUAGUCGGCCGGGUGAACAGUUCGGCGUCGUGUCCCAUGCGACCACCCGUGCCACCGUUCGGUUAAGGGUGCUUUCACAGCGUUCCCAAUCAUGAGAGUAGGCGGCAACGUCAGCAAUACUUCGAUAAUCAGCCUUCAAUCCUGCCACCAGUUGACAGAACGACCUCCCGAACAUCAUCUUUGAUAUCCGGGAUAGCACUCAUCAUCUCCCUCCCAAGAACAUCCC
This is a messenger RNA of Baudoinia panamericana UAMH 10762, 1380 nucleotides long. RefSeq lists its product as uncharacterized. The record is from RefSeq and is a predicted model, not a curated record. The transcript is spliced from 3 exons. NCBI's taxonomy places the organism in Eukaryota, Fungi, Ascomycota, Dothideomycetes, Mycosphaerellales, Teratosphaeriaceae. Bases 133 to 894 code for a protein of 253 amino acids. Gene Ontology annotation, molecular function: cysteine dioxygenase activity; ferrous iron binding. Gene Ontology annotation, biological process: L-cysteine catabolic process.